Messenger RNA from Crotalus tigris (Tiger rattlesnake), 8948 nucleotides. RefSeq names its product zinc finger protein 692 (gene ZNF692). Lineage: Eukaryota; Metazoa; Chordata; Lepidosauria; Squamata; Viperidae. Bases 5756 to 7450 code for a protein of 564 amino acids. Gene Ontology annotation, cellular component: nucleus. The record is from RefSeq and is a predicted model, not a curated record. Gene Ontology annotation, biological process: regulation of transcription by RNA polymerase II. The transcript is spliced from 11 exons.
AUGAGAAUUAAGUGACCUGAUAAAACCCCAUUUUAUUAUACUCCUAAGAAUAAGAUGUUUCUUUUCCAAAGAUUUUUUUUUUCCAGUGAUGUGAGGAGUUUACUGCAGGUCAGAAGGUUGUUGAUUCCUGUGCUUAUGUGAGAUGUUCCUUAAAACGGAAGAGAUUCUCAGUAUCUUUAGAGUAUUGUCAGGACUUUUCAUCAGGUGGAAACCAGAUUUGGGGGGGGGCGCGUUGUUUUGAAGGCUGGCUCACUCUCCCCUCCUUUUGUUUGUAGAUGUCACAAGGGCCAACCAAAGGAGAUAGGAAGAGCAGUUCUAUUAGCGUCGCGGCUCUUUGCGUACAGUUUGGACCAAAUCCAUGGCUUGUUUUUUGCGCAUCACUUUCUUUAAUGCAUUUUGUAGUUCCUUGGAGCCGAUGAUACAGUUGUGCUUGGCUCUCUUGCUGCACGUGGCCUUCUCAGACACAUUGUUGUAGAACUUCCUUAUGAAGGAGAUCAUUUUUCCCUUCGCUUUGGUUGAUAUAGGUAUUCUGUCCCGAUGCAGCCGACGCAAGACUUUAGAAAUAAACUCAUCAUAAGGUCGCUUCAGACCUGACUUUUGAGGCCCACCUAGUUUUCUCACCACCAUUGUUCCCUGCUUGCCUUGUUUUCUACGUUGCUUUCUGCACUUCGGCAGCAGCUUCCCUUGUGUUCUCUUCCUGCCUCUGGUCUGCUUCUUUCUCCUUGAAAAUCGAGUCCUACGCCUUGGUCUGCGAGCAGCAGCCAUUUCCCCUGUGUCUCCAAGUUAUUUCAGUUUUUUCCACCUGAGAAAGCCACUGUGGCUUUGAGUUUGGGUUUCAUUGAGCUCUAGUGCUCUUCAUCCCACUGAUGGUCUGCUCGGGUACUAAGAGAUGCAAGUUCUGAUGUAGGAAGGAUGUCCAAUCAGGUUCCAGCACCUCACAAUGUACCUCCUGAGCUUUCUCUUUGCCAAGGGCCAACAGAAGACUUUGUGACACCUUACUUGCUCAUUGGCCCUGGGCAGGAUCAAGAUGAAACUCAAACAGGACCAUGACAAGUGUUAAUCAAUCUUCACAGAUCAUAAAGGAAUGUUAAUUUUUAGUUUCCAGAGCAAUCCUCUAGGAAUAAAUAACUAAAUUAUUAUGGUACAAUGUUAGACAUUUUUAAAAAGACACUCAAGUGGUAAAAUAUAAAUGUUAAGUUUCUAAGAGGGUUGUACUUUCUAUUUGAAUCGAGAAUGACUUGCAAGCAGAACAUGAGUUUGAUUACUGAAUGAUCGUCUUACCCUAGACUUCUUUCGAAGUUCCUGCUGCAAAUUUCAUUCUACUUCAGAACUGACCUAGAAAUCCAAAUUGCAGGCUAAUACUUGAAAACAGAAUAAAACAUCCUUUAUUUUACUGACAAGCAGCAUUGUUUAAUGCUGGUUUCCCUGAUUCUAAGACUUCCUGAGCAUAUUCAAUGAAAAAAGUGAAAUUACUAUAUUUCUAAGAACAUCCAUGCAGCUCUGGAAAGACUGAGUGGAAAGAUAUUUCUAUGAAAGUACCGUAUUUUUCUGUAUAAGACGCUGUUUUUUCCUGCAAACAUCCUGUUCAAAAAUCAGGUGCAUCUUAUAGAAGUGCAGCGUAUUAUACACGGAAAAAUAAUGGUAACCUCCGCAGCCCAGGGCAUGCCCAUGUGGGUUGCCAUGCCGCCAGGUGCAGAUGUCAAGCCCUUGUGGGCUUGCCAUUAACCAGAGGGGGGAGGGGGCAAGAUCGUCGGCCGGCCAAACUUUCAGAUAUGCCGGUUCAGCUGUUUGGCACUCUGCCGAACAGCUGAUCGGCACAGUGAAACCCGCAUGCCAGAGCAUCUUAUACAAGGAUGCAUCCUAUAGACGGAAAAAUACGAUAUCCCUGUACACUAUACAAAGUUUUUACUUGAGUUAAACUUUGUGUGAGACCCCUCCCAUCUUUGUUGUUUAGAAGAGCCGGGAAGACCUGCCUUUUUACUCCGGCCUCUGGUGUGGGAGAAUAAGACCCCUUAUUUCAUCAUGCUUGCCAUCUUUUGUCUUUACUUUUUUAUUUUAUUCAACUUUAUUUUACUGUACCGUGUUUCCCCGAAAAUAAGACCUGGACUUAUAUAUAUUUUUUUUGCCUCCAAAAGAGGCAGCAAGUCUCAUUUUCGGGGGAUGUCUUACCCAGUUAUCUUAGGACCGCCGCAGCCAGGCCUCCCAUGCCCCAACACCUGCCUCACCUCGCUGGCCCAUUUCUGUGGCCGCUUGCACGCAUUGCCCCCAGGUUCUGUUUUGCUAGCAGAGGCUUUAGGGAAAGGCCUCUGCAGCCAAGAAACAAGCUUUGGAUUGACAUGCGCGUCGCCCCUGGCCUCUGCUUUGCUGGCAGAGGCCUUCAGGAAACAAGCUUCAGAUUGACACGAGCUGCUCACCUCGGCCUCCAUUUCAUCAUCAGAAAGGCCUCUGCCAGUGAAAUGGAGGCCAGGGGUGCCACAUGUGUCAAUCCAGAGCUCGUUUCUCGGCUGCAGAAGCCUUUCCUGAAGGCCUCUGCCAGCAAAACAGAAGCAACGCAUGCAAGCAGCAGCAAGCGGCCUCAAAUGUGAGCCAGUGAAGCAAGGCAGGUGUCAGGGCGUGGAAGUCCUGGCUGCAACUGUCCUGAGGUAAGUGGGUGUAGGGCACAUGGGGCAGGUCCACCCCCAAUCCCCACCCUAGCUUGAUUUUUAUCUGUGCACCUUGCCCCACCCCGUGCAACCAGGUGCAAUGAGUGAGCAGUGUCUUAAGUAGGGCUUAUUUUGUGGGUAGGACCUAUAUUGGGUGCACAUGUAAAAAUCAAAUUGGGGCUUAUUUUCAGGGAAACACAGUAGAGUCAUUGAGUCAUGCAGCAUACUUGUUUAAUAAAUUAUUGUUUGUCACACCCAGUCAGCCAGAUAUUCAGACUGCAUUUGGAAUUUUUGUCCACCUAUUGAGUCCUUCACAAGGACCUGGGAUAGGCAGAUAUGAAUGUUUGAUUAAAUUAAGGGUAUUGUCACAGAAUGUAAGCUGUUUCAAGUAAAGCUGCCUUUUGCAAUUAACUGGCGGUGAAGUUGUCAAUGCUGAUGGUGUUCAAUUGGUGGUCCAGUUGUUUUGGGUGCGUAUUACUAUUGGUACUUCCGUUGCUUUUUUUUUUGCCACCAUCGUUCUAUUUUUAUUUGCAGGUCUUUGUAUUUUGUUAUCUUCAAUAGUUCUUUCUCUUCUAUUCUGCUGUUUCCAAGUAAUGCCCCAUCCACUAUUCAGAUUUUUUUGUCUUUCUUAUCAACAAUUAUUAUUAUGACAAAGGAAUGUUUCCACACUUCCAAAAAUUACAAUGAGCAGCAGAAAUCAUAAUCUUUCUACAUCUUGCUUAUCAUCCAUCUGAAAUUAUGGAUCUUGAAAAGGCAUUGUCCCAUGGCCAGAUAGAGAACAAAGCUAUGGGACACACAUCAGUUAUUUACAAGUAACAUACUUACCUCAAUUUAUACAAGUAAAAAGAAACACGAGGCAAUAAAAUUGUGGAAACUUUUGGAUUAAAAAAUAUCUGGAAAUUUAGCACUGAAUCUGUUUCAGAUGCAAAUAGUUCUUGACUUACUACUAGUUAUUUGACGACCAUUCAAAGUUCCUACCUUAGGGCUAGUUAAAACUUGGAUUUGAAUUUCCAAUGGCCAUCCUCCCUCCGGCCAUGUGACCAAACUUUGGGUACUAGGCAACACGGCUGCAUUUACAGCCGUUUGCAGCAUUCAUGACUACAUAAUUACGUUUUACAACGGUUUGGGCUAAAACUGGCACUUACGUCUGGUUUUCGGCAAAACUAAACCCAUAGCAAAUCAUUGCUUUGCUUAACAACUACUGCAAAAAAAGAUUGUAAAAUUGGGUCAGAUAUGCAGGCUCCAUUAUGAUCAUAAGUCAGAAUUCUUAAAACUAACAGUAUGGAAAGAAAGUAAUAAAAGUGUUCAAACUAUAUAGGAAAAAAUCCCUGUCCAUCAAUCUAAGCAGUAGUUUCCCCACACAGUGAAAAGCAUCUAGUCAAGCUGAAUAUUUGUACAUAUCAGCUCUGUUGUAUGGCUGAGCAUCUCCAGACUUCUAAAACUAGAUAGAAUUGUUUUGUUGCAAAUGACACUGUGCAGAAUGAUUACAAGACAAUACUUAAAGGAUCCACAGAUAGUCCUGAACUUACAACUUUUCAUUUAGUGACAAUUCAAAGUCACAACAGCACUUGUGACUUCUGACUGGUCCUCACACGACCAUCACACGACCAUGGUCACGUGAUAAAAAUCCAGGCACUUGGCAACCGGCUUGUAUUCAUGAUAAUUACAUCGUUCUGGGUCAUGUGAUCACUGUUUGCUUCCCAGCCAGCUUCCAACAAGCAAAGUCAAUAGGUGAAGCUGGAGUCACUUAGUAACUGCAUGAUUCACUUAUCUGCAGUCAUUCACUUAACAACCAUAGCAAAAGAAGUGGUAAAAUCUGUGCCAGCAGUGGCUGGAAUGCAGUAUUUCAGGCUAAUUUUGCCAACUGCCAACAGUUCAAUCCUGACCAGUUCAAGGUUGACUCAGCCUUCCAUCCUUCUGAGGUUGGUAAACUGAGGACCCAGAUUGUUGGAAUAUGCUCAUUCUAUAAACCACUUAGUGAGGGCUAAGCAUUAUGAAGCGGUAUAUAAGUCUAAAUGCUAAAAUCAAGUAUGACUCACUUAACAACUGCCCUGCUUAGCAAUGUAAGUUCUGGUGCCGGUUGUGGUUGUAAGUUGAGGACUAUGAGGCAAUGUUUUCCCCUAAAUUGCUACUUUUCAUACAUGCCACCAUGUAUGAAAGGCUGUGAAUAUAAACAGUGAACUAACUCUUUGAAAUGUGAGGUUCUGAUACAUUCAUUUAAAUAAUGAAAGCAGAGCUUGGUGGACAUAUUGAUAGUUACAAUUGUUAAAAAUAAGACCGUUAUCUUGAUUUCAAAAAUGGAUUCAGUGACUUUAUACUUCAAGGCAUCAAAGUUAGCCUGAUUUAAAAAAAAUACAGAAAUAUUAUUUGAAGGACUAGCCUUUUUCUUCUCUUUUUUGCACCAAGACACUACCAAGAAAGUCCUAAUGAUUGUGGUCUUUUCCACCUGAAAGGAUAUUACAGUUUACACAAAGGAUGUCCUUGUCAGAGCAAAGUUCCGACUUUUAUGUCUUUCCUCCUUUCUAAAUGAUAACUUCGAGUGAGUGGCUGUCACGACUUAGUUGGAGUGUUGAAACAAUCCAAACCUAGUCCAGGAUGCGGAAGUUUUCACUCUGGUCGGGCUCGCGGUUGAAAACUGCCAAUCGGACCCUCCGGAGGAAAUGUACUUGAGCGACUGAACCUCUCCAGUGGAAUAAAUUAACGCUGAAUUAAACGCACCCACAGCUCAAUUUACCGCGGCCCUCCUUUUGCCGCUUCUUCCGAUUCGCCCGCCGAGGCAGGCCACGCACAGCCCUUAACCGAGAGCUGAUCCAGCCCCUUCCUGUGCCGUUGCCGUUUCCAAGCCGGGCAGCAACUGUCUCCGCUUCAGCGGUGUAGCGGCUUUUCAAGUCUAUCCGGGAUUUGCAACCUGAUCCUCAAGGAGCUGCACGGUGGACGGACAUCCUCGAGGUUGCCAUAAGUGAAACCUGGGAUCACUCCUGGGGACGCUCGUUUCAUUCAGCGGCAAAGGAGCCACGCGCCCGCCAGGUAUUUUGAAACUAUCCAGAAGAGAGGAAAGCUCGCCUGGGCAGGCGCUGGAGAGUCUUGAGUCAACGUAGGAUUUCCGCCUGUAAAUGCAUGGAAACGUGUGGAACGAAGUGGAAAGCCAAAACUGCUCGUGCAUCUCCGGUUUUACUAUCUUCAGUGAGAUGAUGGAGCAUGGACGCCAGAGCCGACAACGGGCUUCCGAGAUUAUUCGCAAGCAGAAACGUAAAGAACUGGAUGCCCGACGCAGCAAGUGCCGAAUCCGUAUUGGAAGCCACCUGGAGCAGUGGUGUCAGCUCAAAGAGCAGCUGGGUUUUUCUCUCCAUUCCCAGCUGGCCAAAUACCUGCUUGACAGGUACAGUUCACAUGCCUCAGUAUUGAAAACAGGAUCAGACAGCUUCAGUGCUGAGCCCAUCGCUUUUCCUUCUGAGGCAUUGCAGCAUCUGGUUGUCCUUUCUCACAACCACAGCCAGGAAUGUGCUUUCAUCCCCAAUGUGAAGCCUGCUUUGCUGGAGCAGGAGACAGUCUGCAGCCAGCUGGAAUGGGAGUGUCUAGCUGGCCAUACUUUUGCCUGGAGUCCCCCUGCCUCAAACAUCAGCCUGCCACCCUUUGGCCAAAAAGCCUCUAGUGACAGGCAAGAGCAAGAGGAGGAAGCAAUCACUUCCAAGCUCAGCCCCCCACCCUCCCCGGUCAUCAGAUGCCGGCGCUCCCUUCGCAAGGCAGCAGCAGCCCAUGCCAUUUCGUUAGCACUUGCUUCCAGCUCGCCCUGUCCUGUGGACGAGCCGGAGUCGUCUUCCCAAGAAGAUGAGGAAUGUGGUAUGGACAGAGAGAGGACCACAUGUAGGUCUCCUGCCAAUGGCACAGGUCUGGACAAGGAGACAGAAUUAUUGUGCAAUACAAACUCGGAUGAGACAGCAGCUGUAACAGAUGAGAUUCCAGGUAGCACCGAAGUUCCAAGGCCUGAAAGGAUUUUAACCCUACCAGGGGAGACACCAGAAUCAGUGUCUGGUCCACCAGAGGAGGAAGAAGCAGAAGAUUUCACAGAGGAGGAUAAUAUGAUGUACAUGGAUGACCUGCGAGAUGAAAAUUAUCAGCCUUCCUUGGAUAGCUGCAAGAAGCAGGUACAGCCAGGAGAUGAAGAUAUGUCCCAAAUUGGUCCUAAGAGAAUCAGGAAGGCAGCCAAGCGAGAGAUUCUCCUUUGUGACUAUGAUGGUUGUGGGAAGAUUUUCUCCAAUCGCCAAUACUUGAAUCACCACAAGAAAUACCAGCAUGUUCACCAAAAGACCUUUACCUGCUCUGAUCCCGGCUGCGGCAAAUCCUUCAACUUCAAGAAACAUCUCAAAGAACAUGAGAAACUGCACAGUGAUAAAAGGGACUAUAUAUGUGAAUUCUGCGCCCGCUCCUUCCGAACGAGCAGUAAUUUGAUUAUCCACAGGCGGAUCCACACUGGAGAAAAACCCCUACAGUGUGAGAUCUGUGGUUUUACCUGCCGCCAAAAAGCGUCCUUGAACUGGCACAUGAAGAAGCAUGAUGCCGACUCCUUCUACCAGUUCUCCUGCGACCUUUGUGGCAAGAAGUUUGAGAAGAAGGACAACGUCACUGCGCACAAGAGCAAGAGCCAUCCCGAGGGGGCCACCGGGCCUCUCCCGCCAGCACAGGAGCCGCCCCCUCCGAGCUCUCCACUUGCAGCAGAGCCAAUGGCAAACCCGGUUCAGACUCAGCAGUGUGACAUAGGGAAAGGGGUGGAGCCUCCUGCCCUUGCAAUUACCGUCAUCAUUGAAUAAUGGACCGAGCAGAAGGAGGAAAAGCAACAGUGGAGAGAAUUCCCGACAUCUCCUGCAGGUGGAUUGCAUUACGUCAGCAGAUUACAAAAUCAGCAAAGACACAUGGGCCCCAGCCUCUAAAACAAGAUCCCACCAAUCGCAGUCUUUCACUCGGCUCCUCUGGGCUCAGUUCUGGAAUAAAAGGACAAUCUUGGGGUUCUGCCUCGCCUGGUUCCAGGAUGUCUAGUGGUGGGGCAUGUCAUCCCGAGAGCCAGUUUGGUGUGUUUUCCUUCCAUCUAUGGGUGAACCAAAGUACACUGGCCUAAUUCGUUCUGUCUGCAUAGCUGCUGUCUGCUUUCUCGAAUGAGGCUGGUGAAUGGUGCUGUCCUAACUGUUUACUGCAGGGCAAGUUAAGCUGCAAGAAUUGGUGGAUUUCUCAGCCGGUGGGAAAAGCAUUGGCUGUGUUAAUUAUACCCUUUAACGUAGGAUGGUACUAGAAGGGGCAGGAGACCAGCUUGGACAAAUGGGUAUAGCAGUGAGUUUAGCCAUCUAUCCGAACUUCGAUUCUAGAGGUCUUAAGUCAAUCUGUUUGUCAGACAGUAGCAGAGCCAUCUCCAUGUCUGGAUAUUUGUUUUACAUAGUCUGACAGGUGAGCUGCUCCCCAAAGUCCUCUGGUCAGUAGAUUUGAGAGUCUGUAUGGUGACUUACCUGUCAGAAUUCUAAAAAUAAACAUCCUGGCCUGGAGGCCAUUGCAACAUCUCUCAGAAGGAUAUGGGUGUGGUGGCAUUUGCUUCUCCCCAGAUCUGGUCAGUAGUUUGGUCCUGUCAUCAUGUCAAUUGACUAGCACAAAAUGAAAUGGCCAUGGAGGGAUGUUGGCAGGGAAAGAGAUAUGUCACAGCAACCAAAAAUCAGUCAACAGGAGCAGGGGACACAAAGUGUGACAUUGAAGCAAGGUUCAGAGAUGAGAACAAAGCUGCAUCACCCAGUCUGGUCAAAGAGGAGGAAUAUCUCUUUGAGCCAAAGUAGGGAAUGUUGGUGGAUAUGUCUGUAGCCCAAUCAGAAUCUUUCUGUUGUAAAUGGCUACUAAACCUUUAUGUAGAUUGUGAGUGUAGCGGGAGGGGCUAAGGCAGGGAUAGCUCAGCUCAAGCAUGGGUGGCUCAGGAAUUCUGGGAGUUGAAGUCCACGAGUCAUAAAAGAGCCAAGGUUGCCUACCCCUGGGCUAAGGAGACAUGGGGAACAGCUAACUGACAUAAACACAGGUGCAGUCCCGACUUUACCUGGCCUGGUCAGGCAGUGAUCAUGGAAGAUAUGAAGGGAUCUGCUGUAGCUUUUAGGAACUACUUUGCAGUCUGCAUAAAUGAUGCAAUUUUUAUAUACAGGGCAAUGUAGAUAUGCAUAUUUUAUGCCAUUAUGUUUUGCUAACCACAGUGAUUGACUUUGCAAGGGGCAAAAUACGUGUUGAGUAUUUAAGUCUUAGCCCCAGCUACUUGAAAUGGUGGGUAUGAACUUCUGACAACCA